Cucurbita moschata (crookneck pumpkin) is the source of this 1612-nucleotide messenger RNA. RefSeq names its product O-glucosyltransferase rumi homolog. Lineage: Eukaryota; Viridiplantae; Streptophyta; Magnoliopsida; Cucurbitales; Cucurbitaceae. The coding region runs from base 71 to 1561 and encodes 496 amino acids. The transcript has 6 exons. The record is from RefSeq and is a predicted model, not a curated record.
AUGUCGUCCCCUCAUUACAUUGCGAAAUUUAAAGCCCCCAACCCAUUCAUUUCCUCUCUGUGUGUAAGCGAUGAAGCGCUGUGUGGAUAGAUUCGUGCACCAAAUCUUGUGCUGUGAUUCCUAUUCCUCCGACGCUCAACCCCCCAGAUGGCGAUGCUGCUCGCUCGCCCACAAGCCCACCUUCAAGACGCUCGCCUUUGUCUUCUGCGUCUUCCUCGUCGGCUUCUACCUCCGGCUGCAAUGGAUCAAAGCGCCAACAUACUGGUGGGAGAAAGGGAUUGGAAAUGAAGACUAUAAGUCAAAUUUGAGCGGCGUAAAUCAAUACCGUCCAUCGGAUGCUACGUGUCCGCCUUACUUCCGUUGGAUUCAUGAAGAUCUACGGCAUUGGAGAGAGACGGGUAUUACAAGAGAAAUGUUGGAGCGGGCCCGGAAAACGGCUCAUUUCAGAGUAGUAAUCCUGGAGGGGCGGGUGUAUGUUGAGAAAUAUAUGAAUGCAUUUCAGACCAGAGAUGUGUUCACAUUAUGGGGGAUUUUGCAGCUUGUUAGAUGGCAUCCUGGGAAAUUGCCGGAUCUUGAACUCAUGUUCAAUUGUGAUGAUCUCCCAGUGGUCCGAUUAAAUGACUUUUGGGGCCAAUGGUCGGUCCUACCUCCUCUCUUCGGUUAUUGCUCGGAUGAGUCCAGUUUGGAUAUUGCCUUUCCUGAUUGGUCCUUUUGGGGAUGGGUGGAACUAAACAUAAAGCCAUGGAGAAAGAUAUUGGAGGACAUAAGAGAAGGGAACAAAAGAACAAAAUGGGAGGACAGGGUGCCCUUUGCAUACUGGAAAGGGAACCCAGAGGUGCACCGCUCCAGGAAAGACCUUCUCAAAUGCAAUCUCACACAGCACCACAACUGGGGCACUCUCGUGUAUGCUCAGGAUUGGAGUAAAGAAUCCAGACAAGGGUUCAAGCAAUCAAAACUAGAAGACCAAUGCACACACAGGUACAAGAUAUAUAUAGAAGGACGAGCGUGGUCGGUAAGUGAGAAAUACAUAAUAUCAUGCGACUCAAUGACGCUGUAUGUGAAGCCAAAGUAUUUUGAUUUCUUCAUAAGAGGAAUGGUUCCUUUGGAACACUUUUGGCCUAUCAACGACCAAUCCAAAUGUCAUUCUCUCAAAUUUGCCGUCGAAUGGGGUAACAAUCACACAAAUCAGGCACAAGCAAUAGGAGAAGAAGGGAGCAAGUACUUUCAAGAGAAUCUAAAGAUGGAAUUUGUCUAUGAUUACAUGUUCCACUUACUCAACGAAUACAGUAAGCUUUUAACAUUCCGGCCGACGGUGCCAGCCGGCGCGGUGGAGCUGAAGCUGGAGACGAUGAUCGGCAGCGCUGUGGGGUUGACGAAGAAAUUUAUGGAGGAUUCAAUGGAGAAGUCUCCGAGCAAGUCAGGGCCGUGCGAUUUGCCGCCUCAUGAUCCAACGGUCCAGAGGGAGUUUCAGAAUAAGACGUUGAAUGCUCUGAAGCAAGUAGAUAUUUGGGAAAAGGAAUAUUGGAAAACUCAAAGGAAGGGGAAAUGGAUUUGGGAUUAAUUUGCUUUUGGUGAAAUAAACCCUAAUUUAUUUGAUGAAAAGUUGUUUUUA